Molecule: messenger RNA, 1200 nt
Organism: Chenopodium quinoa (quinoa)
Lineage: Eukaryota; Viridiplantae; Streptophyta; Magnoliopsida; Caryophyllales; Amaranthaceae
Exons: 9
Coding region: 183-785 (200 amino acids)
Biological process (GO): maturation of LSU-rRNA from tricistronic rRNA transcript (SSU-rRNA, 5.8S rRNA, LSU-rRNA)
Cellular component (GO): nucleolus
Molecular function (GO): RNA binding
Source: RefSeq, a predicted model, not a curated record
CAAUAAUAAUAAAUUAAAAGAGAGAGAGAAAAAAAAAAACCAAAACCCUAGAAUCGCACAUCUUUGCCAAAAACCCAGGUUACAAAAUAGCAGUCACAACAACAAAGAACCCCUCUUCCUCUUGUCCGGACCAUCAAUUAUCUUCUUCGUUCAAUUUUCUCAAUUCAUAGAAAUCAGAGCAAAUGACGAACAAGGGCAAUCAAAAUCCUACUGCUUCAAAUUCAGAUUUCUUGCCGCUAGAAGGUGGUCCGGCUCGUAAGCUACCCAAAGGUGGAGAAGAUUUAGAUAACAAAGCUACUGUUCUUUAUGUUGGCAGAAUUCCUCAUGGAUUUUACGAGGAUCAAAUGGAAGGGUUUUUUCAACAAUUUGGGUCUAUUAAGAGAUUGAAGAUUUCUCGAAGCAGGAAGACCGGAAAAUCUAAGCAUCACGGUUUCAUCGAGUUUGAGUACCCAGAGGUUGCCAAAAUUGUUUCAGAAUGUAUGCAUAAUUACCUACUGUUUGAGCACAUGCUGCAAGUAAAAUUGAUCGCUCCAGAGCAAGUACAUCCUAAACUAUGGAAAGGCGUAAACCGCAGACAGAAAACGCCAGUUGACUUUGUUGAAAUUGAGAGGUUAAAGCAUAAUAAGGAUAGGACACUUGAGGAGCACAAGAAAUUGCUGAAAACAAUUCUGAAGAAGGACAGAAAACGAAGAAGUAAAAUAGAGGCUGCUGGAAUUGACUAUGAAUGUCCCGAAGUGGAGGGUGCUAACCUGCCUGCAUCAAAAAAGAUUAGGUUUGAUGAUUAGUUUUUCUAAAUCAUAUAGCUCUCUUGUGAGUAAACUGCUAAAAGGAUGGCUAAGAAGUGAAAACCUAUGAAGUUACUUUCAGAGCUAGGAAACAUACUCGUGUUACCAAGGGGGCAACUUUUUGGGAACGGUAAAUGCGUAGUUUGUCGUAGCCAUAGCUUGUACACCUGUUGGAGUGAUAAGUAGCGUUUUAUCUAUGGUUUAUGUUGUAGGCUUGCGUUAUGCUCCGGCUUACAUAUGUUUUCUAUCUCCUUAGUUUAUUUUAGGAUUCUGUUUUGUACUUGUUGGCUUAUAGAUGCUGGUUUAGGAUUCUUCUUAAAUUGUAAUCUCCUUGCCUUUGGUGUAUGAAUGUUUAAGAGGAAUAUUUACAGUCCCUUUUAUGAAAUGCUUCAAAUAGCUGGUAUUCGUAUUCGAA